AUGAAUAAAUUAUAUUUUGUCUUUAAAUUUUGUACAGAUACUCAAAAGUCAAUCUAUAAACUUGAAAAUGCUCAAAAAUAUAUCUCUGAAUUAGUCUAAAAGACUGAUUGGAUCAGCUUUGCAAUAUCCAAGCAUAUCCCUAAAUAAGUGAGGUAUUCAUUAUUAAUUGAAUAAAGAUAAGAUUAUUUGAACAUCUGUCAAUUUCAUAAUGAAUUAGCGAGAAUUGAAGAAACCUCUAAAGAAAGAUCACUUGGAGUAGGCAAACUAUAAUAUUGGUCAGAUCAAAUUGAUUAAGUAAAAUUUCUAAAGAUAUUGAGAUUUUUUUAGAUAAUCCUUAAAGAGAACCUUUAUCAAUUUGUCUUCAUAACAGUUGUAAAAACAACCCAUUACCAAAAUAUCUUUUUCAAAAAAUGAUAAAUUAUCGCAAAUAAUAAGUAGAGAAGGGAGAAUUUUCAAAUCUUGUAGAUAUGGCUACUGCUGCAGAAGCAAACAGAGGAUCACAAUUUUUAUUGUUUUUGCGAUUAAUGAGGAUGGAUAUAGAAAAUUAAGAUCUAAAAUAAUUAACAGAGUUAUCAGCUUAGGCAGUUGGGAUGACAGAUUAUCUAAGAAGAGUACCAUUCACACUUUAAAAUUAUAAACUUAAUUUACCAGAGGAUAUUAAAUAUAAACAUAGUAUAAAUGUUAGAUCACUUUGGGAUAGAAUUAGGGGUAUUAUUUGAUUUAGAAUUCAAGGUGAACCAAAGGAAGAAUUAUAUGAUGCAGUUUUAGAAGUGGCUGCUUUUGCUAGAACAUAAAUGAUAAGAACUUCAUAAUUUUAGAAUAAGAUUCCACCUUAAUCAUUUAGGGCAUUUUUACAUCUAACACCAACUGAGUAAUAUUUAGAUGAAUUGGAAUAUUAUAAUUUUAAGAUAUUUGAAAAGUAUCAAUUAUAUUUAUAUAAGAGCGAUCAACUAAAAUUCAUAUGUGUAAUUACCUAUAACUCUAUUUAAAACUUGCAGAAAGAUGAAGUAUCUAAGUAAAGAUUACGAAUCGAAAUGAG
Messenger RNA from Paramecium pentaurelia, 1039 nucleotides. The record is from the annotation of a GenBank genome assembly. NCBI's taxonomy places the organism in Eukaryota, Ciliophora, Oligohymenophorea, Peniculida, Parameciidae.